Molecule: messenger RNA, 405 nt
Organism: Psilocybe cubensis
Lineage: Eukaryota; Fungi; Basidiomycota; Agaricomycetes; Agaricales; Agrocybaceae
Exons: 4
Coding region: 1-405 (134 amino acids)
Source: RefSeq, a predicted model, not a curated record
AUGAAAUUCACGAGCCUCACGACCGCCGCCUCUCUUCUCCUCGUCGCCUUCACUUCUGGCGUCUCUGCAUUGCCAGCUAACACUCUCGAGCAACGCGACGUUUUCGUUCCUCCCAUUGUGGAACCUCAUGCAGGUGCUGUUUGGACUUCAGGCCAGCGCCGCCUUGUUACCUGGGAUAUCUCUGACCGCCCAGUCAACAUCACCAACAAGAUUGGCCGCAUCAUGCUUCGCAGAGAUGACCUCACAACACCUUUGAUCCUUGCUCAGAACUUCGACAUUCUCCAGGGCAAGAUUCAGGUCACCGUCCCUCUUGUAGUUGAAGGAGAUUAUCAGCUCGUCUUAUUCGGCGAUUCUGGAAACUUCUCGCCUACCUUCAAGAUUAAGGGCUCCGGUGUCCAGUUUUGA